Tachysurus fulvidraco (yellow catfish) is the source of this 1382-nucleotide messenger RNA. It is a transcript of the gene arl14ep, whose product is annotated as ADP-ribosylation factor-like 14 effector protein. The coding region runs from base 144 to 842 and encodes 232 amino acids. Gene Ontology annotation, cellular component: intracellular membrane-bounded organelle. The record is from RefSeq and is a predicted model, not a curated record. The transcript has 5 exons. NCBI's taxonomy places the organism in Eukaryota, Metazoa, Chordata, Actinopteri, Siluriformes, Bagridae.
CGCGGGUUUGCCCCGGAUGUAUUUCUAGACAAAGCCACACAAAUGGCUAACUGUUAUUAUUUAUGUUAGAACUCUCCGAUUAUAUUUGCGUUUAUAAAUUGGUUUUUAACUUCAGAAUUUAAAGCCUCCGAAGCUUUAAGACCAUGCCUAUUGCUUGCUCUGCCGUCGGAUGUACAAACCGAUUCGUUAAAGGCUCCGAGAUCAGAUUUUACAGAUUCCCCAUCAGCAAGCCACAGUUAGCAGAGCAGUGGGUGCGAAGCCUCGGGAGAAAAAACUUUGUCCCGUCCACCAACUCAUGUCUGUGCUCAGAGCAUUUCCUGCCCAACUGCUUCCGCGAUUAUAACGGCAAACAGUUCCUGAGGGAAGAUGCCGUACCUACCCUUUUCUCACACUCUGCCAAGGACGGGGCAGAUGGUACUAAGAUUGAAUUACGGAAGAACCGAUCGGGUUUGGGGACGAAAGAAGAAUCUCGUUCUGGCUCCAUUUCUGAUGGAGGCAAACAGCAGUUGACAAAAGAGAGGAGACAAGCGGCAAGAGAUUCUGGCCAAAAGGGUAAAGCAGGAAAUGAUGCGUGCAAGAGACGUGGGGGGGUGAAGGUCUCAUCCACCGACAGGCAGGUCAUACCGGGUAAGAGUAAAGUGUACGAUAGCCGAGGUCUGCUGAUCUCCUGUGGCCGAGACCUGUGCGACUGCUUGGAUGAGGACUGCAUGGGCUGCUUCUACCCCUGUCCCAACUGCAGCUCCCGCAAGUGUGGCGUAGAGUGUCGAUGUGACAGGAAGUGGCUGUAUGAGCAGGUGGAAGUGGAGGGGGGCGAGAUCAUCCGGAACAAGUUUGCCAGCUAACGAGCAAGGAAAGAACAUUGCAGUGCUGUCGGGGUUCCAUACAUCGAAGAAUUGUGCUUGAUUUCAUCUGUUCAGCAUAUUAUAAUAAAGGGUCUGAAAAAUCCAAAUCCUACAGAGACAUUUCUGGCUUUGUAAGUUGGAGAGUUUUCUGUGCAUCAACCAGCGUUCUCUAGAAAUGAAAGAACUGUCAUACUAUACAGAUAUGAAUUUAACACUAUGAUGUCUUUGGGAUUAUUUACGUUUCUGUAAAACCGAUUUCUUCUUUUAUCUGAUGAUGAUAUUUGAUCGGUUGACUGUUGGUUCUUUUAAAAUCCAUUCAAACACAAGCUCUUUCCUUACAUUGUAAAUCUCAUACGAACGAUUUCCGUCUUUUCUGGCUUGAACUUCAUCUUUCAGUGUCUGAUGUUUAUUUAAAUCUUAACAAAAAUUUUAUUCGUAUCAUCUAAACGUUGAUAACUUGCUGAACUCUGGUCUCACCGAUGGUCUAAACAUGAGUUUGUUGGUUAUUUGUCCCGAUGUUAAUAAAAACAAAUACCCACA